AUGAACGCAGCCGCCAAACAUCAGCCUGAUCUGCUAGAGAGACCCGGCAGCCUCCUGGUGCCAACAUGGAUGAAAACCGGACUUGCCCUUUUGUACGACGAACACACAAGUAACACAUACGACGUUCGUUUAAAGUUAACGAAAGAGCUGUUAAUCAUACAGAAGCAGGAUGUGGUUUGCGUGAGCGGCGGUGACUCCCAUCUAAAUCACAGAACUGUUGUACUUCGAAGACAGCUGACUGGAGGUCUCGGUCUGAGUAUCAAAGGGGGAGCAGAACAUAAAGUGCCUGUGGUCAUCUCAAAGAUUUUCAAAGAUCAAGUAGCCGAUCAGACGGGGAUGCUGUUUAUCGGUGACGCCAUGUUGCAGGUCAAUGGCAUUAACGUGGAGAAGUGUACACACGAGGAAGUCGUUCAUCUUUUGCGGACGGCGGGGGAUGAAGUCACCAUCACUGUACGCUACCUCAGGGAAGCGCCGGCCUUCUUAAAACUCCCAUUAGGUUCACCCGGACCGUCCAGCGAUCAGAGUAGCAGGGCGUCCUCGCCGCUUUUCGACAGUGGUUUGCAUUUAAAUGGGAACUCGAGCAACACGGCCCCGUCGUCGCCCUCCUCACCUUCGGCUAAUGAACCAAAGUAUGAGAAGCGCUGGCUGGAUGCCGUCAGCCUCCCUCUGUUCAUGGCUCGAAUCUCUCGACGCAAAGCUGCAACCGACAAAUUAAGAUCGAACAGUUUCGAAGUCAUUGCCUUAGAUGGAGUUUGCACGCACGUUCUUCAAUUUUGCACUGCAGCUGAAAGCACAGACUGGCUUCAAGCAAUAUCAACCAAUAUCAACGAUUUGACCCAGGAGAGCAUAAAAACGGCGAAUAAAUACUGUUCUCCUGAUGAUCAGAUUGUCCACAUGGGUUGGGUGUGUGAACACCUGCAGGGCCGCGACGUCGAGCCCCUUCACAGCUGCAGGUUCCUGGCGCUGAGAGGAUCUUCUCUCCUCGUCUUCAGGAGUCCUCCUAUCUUGGCAUCAGACUGGGCUCAAGCAGAGGCUAGUUUUCACCUCUGUGAGGUUCUCUUUAAGGUUCAUAAGCUGUGGAUAGCGGAAGACUGCUGGAUACAGACCAAGUUUUAUCUGGGGCUCCAGCAGGACAGAAUUACUGCAGAGCAGAAAUGUGGCACAUUUGCAGCAUGCUGGGACUUUCUCUCCGCUCAGCUUGACAAGGAAAUCCUCGACAAACCUCACUCUGUGUUUUGCCCAUCCCUCAGGAGAAGCUCUCCAAUUAGCGGCGUGUAUUCUCUCAUAACACCACGACACAUCUGUGCUUUCUGUGAAGAAGAGCAGGAGUGUGAGACCUUCAUGCCUCCAGAGCAUGCUUGGACAUCUGACCUGAGAAGAGACUUUAAAGGAGACAUUUUGGAAA
Molecule: messenger RNA, 1405 nt
Organism: Sinocyclocheilus rhinocerous
Lineage: Eukaryota; Metazoa; Chordata; Actinopteri; Cypriniformes; Cyprinidae
Product: gamma-2-syntrophin-like
Exons: 16
Cellular component (GO): dystrophin-associated glycoprotein complex; intracellular anatomical structure
Molecular function (GO): structural molecule activity; protein binding
Source: RefSeq, a predicted model, not a curated record